AUGAUCUGGGGAAGAACCGAGUGCCACGAUGCCGACGAAGAGAACUACCCCAGCAGGCAAACAACGUGUGCGCACUGGCUGCUUGACGUGUCGCCGGCGCAGAAGAAAAUCCGAAAGUUUGUGGAUGAGACCCCCGCCACAACUCCUUCACUGCAUGAGAGUGGUACCGUGGAGCACGAGCAAACACCUGCCGAAUGUCAUGCAGAGCCUCUAGAACUACUUGCAACCCCCAAUCACGCUACAGCGCGUCUUUCUUCGAGCGGUGCUAUUCCAGUCCACCAGGCUCGGCGCGAGCUUUCUUUUACCUCUCUGUCGGAUUCCGGCAAUGAUCCUGAGACAGGGUUACUGCGACAUUACUGCUAUGCGCUAGCCCCUUGGAUUGACGUCGGCAAUCCAAGCCGUGCUUUCGGCCUCGAGUUCCUGAUCCUUGGCAGGCGGGUCCGACCACUUCUUGCUGCUAUCCUUGCGCUUGCUGCGGGCCAAAGGUCGCUUGUAGUGCCGAGACACGCAGCCGACGACCUCGCCAUGAGCCUCAGGUUUCGCGAAGAAGCUGAGAACGGCCUUCCUUUGGAAACUCCUACUAUCCAGAGGGUAGGAAAUGUAUUUUUCAUACUGCAUGAUUUCUUUUCCUCGCGUCCAUCCCAGUGGAAGACUUUGGUGACUGGUCAUAUCAAUGCGCCAGGAGGCCUCGGAUGCCUGGCAGCCUCUGAUGGAGGGUUCAAUGAACCGUCUUUCUGGGUCACACUCAGAAUCGAUCUUGCUGCAUCUAUUAUAAGCUUUGAGCCUCCACAUAUGCUGAUCCCCCCGCCAGUGUCCAGUUCAGAGUCAGCUCCGAUCAAACAGGUCUAUCAGCAUAGUCUCCUCCUUCUUGCGCAUACGUUGACCUUCGUCUUCGGAGGUCCAGCCACAUAUCUUGAGGGCUUGGGCCAAGUAGAGGCUGUCUCCGCUUUGAAUCCAGUGUCGCAAUGGAACUAUCUGUGGAUGGAAUGCCGGAGAUGGUAUCAGAAUCGUCCUCUGCAAGUUCAGCCCGUCUUGGAUGUUCGAGCUGCGCACGCAGAUGAGAUUGACCCACAGAACGCUUCUUCCUUCCCAAUCUUGGUCUAUACAACACCCCUCGCACUAGUCGCCAAUGCUGUCUACCAUGUCGCGUCUUUACUCCUUCUGACUCGCAAACCGCGCUUUGUGAAGACGCUGACCGGCCCGAAAUGCCUGUCCUCAUCUAUCUGGCAUGCUCAGUCCAUUGCCGGUAUUGCAACUAGCAACGAUACGGUUGAGCAGUGGGACCCGAUCCUCAUUGCGGCGCUGCUCCUCAUAGCCAAAGAUAUGACCCACCAUUUACAGCAGUCAGCGGUGUUGAACCGGCUACAAAGAAUUACGGAGUUGACAGGGAUCAACUUGGACUUCGAGAUCGAAUCUCUUCAAUCCCAGUGGCGCAUGUCACGAUACGAAGAACCAAUUGCUUGA
Molecule: messenger RNA, 1464 nt
Organism: Aspergillus viridinutans
Lineage: Eukaryota; Fungi; Ascomycota; Eurotiomycetes; Eurotiales; Aspergillaceae
Exons: 3
Coding region: 1-1464 (487 amino acids)
Biological process (GO): positive regulation of transcription by RNA polymerase II
Cellular component (GO): nucleus
Molecular function (GO): transcription cis-regulatory region binding; DNA-binding transcription factor activity
Source: RefSeq, a predicted model, not a curated record